Molecule: messenger RNA, 1245 nt
Organism: Fusarium redolens
Lineage: Eukaryota; Fungi; Ascomycota; Sordariomycetes; Hypocreales; Nectriaceae
Exons: 1
Coding region: 1-1245 (414 amino acids)
Biological process (GO): beta-D-galactose catabolic process via UDP-galactose, Leloir pathway
Cellular component (GO): cytosol
Molecular function (GO): UDP-glucose 4-epimerase activity
Source: RefSeq, a predicted model, not a curated record
AUGACCCCAAUCACGGACACCGCUCAGUCGUUGAAGUCAUCAUCUCGACCAAGUACUCCCGCAACUGAACAAGACAUCCUAUUCAGUCGUCCCCCCUCUCCUAUUCGUGCAGCCGCAGAUGAGUACGUCCUCGUCGUUGGUGGCCUUGGCUACAUCGGCAGCCACACUACUUGGGAAAUUUUGAAAGGCGGAAGCAAUGUUGUUGUCAUAGAUAACCUCAGCAAUGCUUUCGUCAACGUUCUUGACACUCUCAAUGACAUGACGGACCAACGCUUCAACACCAAUCCUCGCCGUCCAGACCUUCACUUCUACGAGGCUGACUUCAGAGACGAUGUCAAGAUCCAGGAAAUUCUAUCUCUUUAUUCCUCACCCUCUGGACCGAAAAUUAAACGUGUUAUUCACUUUGCUGCAUACAAGUCUGUAUCAGAAAGUAUUAAGCAGCCACUCAAAUACUACGACAACAAUGCCGGUGGACUUAUCAGGUUCUGCAACACAUUAUCAAACUUCAACAUCAAAAACCUCAUCUUCUCAUCAUCGGCUACUGUUUAUGGUUCUCUAGCAGAUGCAGGUGGUCGUUUGGUUGAAGAGUCUUGCAGUCAUUCCACGACGGAGUGGUGUGAUGCUAGUGGCCAAAGACAAACAACUCUUUCAGGUUGCACGGGUCUUACAAACCCAUACGGGCGAACAAAAUGGAUACGCGAGGCUAUUCUAUCUGAUUUAGUCGUGGCUGAUCCAGAAUGGACUAUCACAGCCUUACGGUAUUUUAACCCUAUUGGCUGUGACGACUCUGGACGUUUGGGAGAAGAUCCCCGUGUCGCACCAACCAAUUUGAUGCCUGUCCUCCUCAAAGUCAUGCUUGGAGAGGUAGAACAACUCCAAGUAUUCGGUACAGACUGGGAUACCCGAGACGGAACAGCUAUCCGAGAUUUCAUUCACGUCUCCGAUCUUGCUAGGGGUCAUCUUGCUGCCCUUGCUGUACAAGACGGCCAAGGCUUCCAGACUUUCAAUAUUGGCACUGGAACUGGCCAGACAGUGUACGAAGUUGUUGAGGCUAUGAAGAUUGCCUCGGGGAGAGAGAUUCCCGUGGUGAAAGUCGGACGCCGCCAAGGUGAUGUGGGAGUCUGUGUCGCUGAUCCUGGAAGAGCUAUGACACAACUGGGAUGGAAGCCCCGGAAGACCUUGCUUGAUAGUUGCCGGGAUUUGUGCAGAUUUCUGGAGGCGAAUGGGACUAAGAUAAAUUCGUAA